Molecule: messenger RNA, 1929 nt
Organism: Phasianus colchicus (ring-necked pheasant)
Lineage: Eukaryota; Metazoa; Chordata; Aves; Galliformes; Phasianidae
Source: RefSeq, a predicted model, not a curated record
UGGACUUGUGACAGCAAGAAUUGAUGUCUUUUCUUGCAGUUUGCAUGGCUGGUGGGUCUCCCCCUGCACAGGGAGCUGUGUUGCUUCUCCUGUUUUUGUUCGCUUUCUGGAUCUGCUUUUCCUGAGACAGUUUCGUUGUAAAGGAAACCAGUAGUGCUGCUGGUGGGGGCUGCCCCGGCAGAGGAACAGUCAUCCUUCCUCAUGAGCUGCUGGUUUUGUGGAUGAUGGUGUGACAUGACUGAUGCAGUGGGUGGAUGUCUGGGAUGGACAUCAUAAAUAGCACCCGUGGGAGAAGCCUCAGCAUUCUUCCAGGACAGAGCUCUGCUGGGGAAGGGUGAGAAGUUCUGCUUUCACACAGCCAACACCUCCCAGAUUUGCUCCCAGGUAAGCCUGGAGGGAAGCAGGAUGUUAUUCUCCAGACACUGCUUGAAUCCUUUUGCUUUAGUCCGUGGAUUUGGCUGGUCAUUUCUGUGCUGAGCAAGGGAGGAGAUUCCCCCAGGGAGAGGGGAAGGGAGGACGAGAAAUCCCUGGUGAGGCCUUCCAGGGGACCUGCAGCAGGCCUGAGGUUGGAGCAGCCCCGGGUGAAUUCCAGGGAAGGAGGAGCUCUUCCAGAAGGUCUGCAGAGGGGCGAUGGACUCAGUGCUGGGCCGUCCUGGCUCUAGGAGAACAACAGGAAGAGUGAGAGGUCUUGGGUUUGUUACAAAGCUGAGAAUGAUGGAAAGCAGGAAGGAGAUAGAGCUGCCUUGGAUGGAUGGGUGGUGGAGCUGGUGGUCUGCCUUGGAGCUCCCAGCUAUCAGCAGCAGUGCCCUCACGUUGGGUUGGCAGCCCGAUUCCUCCACGGGAGUGGGGCUGUGACGCAGCUCUUCCCAUGGAAACAACCACGCAGCACCCCAUGGGUUCUGCUUCUGCAAAGCCAGAGCCGCCGCCUCCUCUCUUUUCCAUGCAGGUUGGUCAUGUGUGUAGGGAGAUGCAGCCGCAUCGUGGGCCCCUGCUUGCUGGUGCUGGGCAUGCUCUCCGUGGUGGCCAGCAUCCUGCUGCUCUUCCCCGGUGGGUCCUGGCAGUACCUGGUGGAUGGGCACAUCAGCAGGCGGGCAAAGAUCAUGCCAGGCACCUGGGGAGGUGGCGUCAUGGUGCUGCUGGCAGCUACCCACAUCACUGCUGUGGGAUGGCGAUGCGCCUCCUGCUCUGACUGCGGCACCCGUCGGAACGCCUUCCUCUCUGUUGUCCUCUCCAAGCUGGCUCUCCUGGGCUCUGCCGCCUGCUUCUUCUUCUCGGGGCUGGGUCUGACUGACGGCCCUCUCUGCCUCUACAACACCACUGAGCGCAGCGAUGGCUUUAUGUGGGACUACCCCUUCGUGGACAAACCUAGCAUCAGGAGCUUGGAGAAUUUCUACCUGUUCUGCCCGAGCACCUGGGGCACCUGCCUGGAGCCGGUGGGCAUCGUGGCAUGGCACGUCACCUUCUUCUCCCUCCUGCUGCUCAUCAGUGCUGCCGAGAUGCUGCUAACCUUCCUCCAGAUCAUCAACGGCUGCGCCGGGUGCCUCUGCGGCUUCUGUGAGAGGAAGGAGGCAGGGCUCUCCCGUGUGCCUGGAGUGAGGUGAGACCACGUGUCCCGGCUGUGGCCUCUGGGGAGACCACUCCUGCUCACCCCAUGUCUUCCAUUCCACGACACACCUGAGCCACGUAUGUAAAUAAAAGCCUGAUUUAUUUUUGUUAAUCUGUUUUGCGGUGAUGAUGCCUCCUGUGGGGGGCAGCUCGGACUCCCAGCUUGGUUGGAGCUGGGGCUGUGGAUGGAGGCGUGCUGGAAAUGGGGUGCAGGUCCCUCAGAAUUCACACUUACACAUAUACAUGCACGCACACAGCGAACGUCAGGCUGGCGCCCCUCAGUGUGUAUUUCAUAGGGUCAUUGAGGUGGGAAAAGACCUCCAA